AUGUCUACUGAAACUUCUGUCACCGCCAGCAAAUGGAGACUCGUUGAAGCCGGUCGUAUUGUUUACAUCAACAAGGGUAAAUUCACCGGUAAAUUGGCUGUUAUUGUUGAAAUCAUUGACCAAAAAAGAGUCUUGAUUGACGGUCCAUCCACCGGUGUUGCCAGACAAGCUUUCUCUUUGACUAACUUGGUUUUGACUCCAUUGACCAUUGCCAAGUUCCCAAGAGGUGCUAAAUCAUCUGUCAUUGCCAAGAAGUACGCUUCUGCUGAAAUUGAAAACAAGUGGGCUGCUACUUCCUGGGCUAAGAAGAUUGCUCAAAGAAAUGUUAGAGCUUCUUUGUCUGACUUCGACAGAUUCAAGGUUUCUGUUUUGAAGAAGGAAAGAAAAUUGGCUGCUAAGAAAUUAUAA
This is a messenger RNA of Saccharomycopsis crataegensis, 408 nucleotides long. Its product is annotated as ribosomal 60S subunit protein L14B. Gene Ontology annotation, biological process: translation; ribosomal large subunit biogenesis. Gene Ontology annotation, molecular function: structural constituent of ribosome; RNA binding. Bases 1 to 408 code for a protein of 135 amino acids. The record is from RefSeq and is a predicted model, not a curated record. The transcript has 2 exons. Lineage: Eukaryota; Fungi; Ascomycota; Saccharomycetes; Ascoideales; Saccharomycopsidaceae. Gene Ontology annotation, cellular component: ribosome; cytosolic large ribosomal subunit.